Molecule: messenger RNA, 4316 nt
Organism: Delphinapterus leucas (beluga whale)
Lineage: Eukaryota; Metazoa; Chordata; Mammalia; Artiodactyla; Monodontidae
Source: RefSeq, a predicted model, not a curated record
UCCACCAGGUGCCGGGUUCUUCUCGAUGGGUCUGCACCUCUCACAGCUGCCCCCGCCUCUGUCCCUGCCCUCUUGUCCUCAGGGCAGGGGAUCUCUGGGCAGAUUCUCCAGCCAGGCAGCCAGUGAGCAGAGGGUGGAGUGGGGAUGGGCAGGUCGGAAGGAACUUGCAGCAGGAAACAAGAAACCCCUCCUGCUGAAAAGGGACCUGGCCCCGGCCUACUGCCAACUGGCUGUGCUGGGGUGGCUCUGGUCUACUUUCCCAGCUGGUCAGAGGGACCAAAGGACUCGUCCCCUCUGCCAGGGCCUCCUGGGACUUUGGGUGUGGUGGGGGAGGGGACGCCUGCAAGAAAGAGCCAUGGACUUUGGUUCCUUUCUGCAACAAUCCCAGAGGCAGGGCUUCUUUAUCCCUAUUUAAUAGAUGGGUAAACUGAGGCAGACUUGUACUGGGGGCAGGGCAUCACCUGGGGUGUCAUCCCAGGGCCCUUGUGUCUUUUUGAGUCUGGGGGUGGAUAAUGAUAAGCAGUGACUGAGUCCCUCCCCUCACAGAACUGAGGGGCCCUGGCUAGUUUGGGGUGGGGUCCGAAGGUCGGUAGCAGGCCCUGGUCCCUCUGGAGUCGGUCGUGUUGGAAGGCUAAGGAGGGGGCCAGGGAGGGAGCGGGCACAACCCCACUCCCACUUUACACCGAAGGCUCUGUCCUGGCUCGGAAUGUGUCCACCCGGUCAUGCCCCCCGCGCACCAGCCCUGCAGUGGACAUAGAGGAGGAGGAAGAGAGCUCUGUGGAUGGCAAGGGGUAGGUGAGGGGUUGGUGGGCGCGGCAGACACCCGGGGGGUCCCAAGGCUGGGUCUCAGAUCACAGAGCCAGGGACCAGAGGCUUCAGCAGAGCUGACUGGAGACCCCGCCUGGCCCCUGCUGCUGCCCGGAUUCCUGGAGGGUGAGCCUCCAGGGCUUCUGGGAUCAGACUCUACCUGACGAGGUACCGCUGGGUGUGACUCCCAGGUCGGCCACCAGAGGGCGAACAGCCCCUUGGACCGGAAGAGCACAGGCCUGAAGCUCUCCAAGAAGAAAGCCUGGAGGAGACACACAGAUGACCCAAGCAAGGAGUGUUUCACGCUGAAAUUUGACCUGAACGUGGAUAUUGAGACAGAGAUCGUACCAGCCAUGAAGAAGAAGUCGCUGGGGGAGGUGCUGCUGCCAGUAUUUGAAAGGAAGGGCAUUGCGCUGGGCAAAGUGGAUAUCUACCUGGACCAGUCCAACACGCCCCUGUCCCUCACCUUUGAGGCCUACAGGUUUGGGGGACACUACCUGCGGGUCAAAGCCAAGCCAGGGGACGAGGGGAAGGUGGAGCAGGGCGUGAAGGACUCCAAGUCCCUGAGUCUGCCAAUCCUGCGGCCAGCCGGGGCCGGGCCCCCCACCCAGGAGCGUGUGGACCCGCAGAGCCGCCGGGAGAGCCUGGACAUCCUGGCCCCUGGCCGCCGACGCAAGAACAUGUCGGAGUUCCUGGGGGAGGCGAGCAUCCCUGGGCAGGAGCUCCCAGCGCCCUCCAGCUGCUCUCUGCCCAGCGGCAGCAGUAGCGGCAGCAGCAGCAGUGGCGGCAGUGACAGCUGGAAGAACCGGGCGGCCAGUCGCUUCAGCGGCUUCUUCAGCUCAGGCCCCAGCACCAGCGCCUUCGGCCGGGAGGUGGCUAAGCUGGAGCAGCUGGAGGGCAAGCUGCACGCCUACAGCCUCUUCGGCCUGCCCAGGCUGCCCCGGAGGCUGUGCUUUGACCAUGACUCAUGGGAGGAGGAAGGUGACGAAGAGGAGUACGAGGACGACGCCUGCCUGCGGCUGGAGGACAGCUGGCGAGAGCUCAUCGAUGGCCACGAGAAGCUGACCCGGCGGCAGUGCCACCAGCAGGAGGCGGUGUGGGAGCUCCUGCACACAGAGGCCUCCUACAUUAAGAAACUGAGGGUGAUCACCAACCUGUUCCUGUGCUGCCUCCUGAAUCUGCAAGAGUCAGGGCUGCUGUGUGAGGUGGAGGCGGAGCGCCUGUUCAGCAACGUCCCGGAGAUCGCGCGGCUGCACCGCGGGCUGUGGGGCAGCGUGAUGGCGCCAGUGCUGGAGAAGGCGCGGCGCACGCGGGCGCUGCUGCAGCCCGGGGAUUUCCUCAAAGGCUUUAAGAUGUUCGGCUCCCUCUUCAAGCCCUACAUCCGAUACUGCAUGGAGGAGGAGGGCUGCAUGGAGUACAUGCGGGGCCUACUACGCGAAAACGACCUCUUCCGGGCCUACGUCACGUGGGCCGAGAAGCACCAGCAGUGCCAGCGGCUGAAGCUGAGCGACAUGCUGGCCAAGCCCCACCAGCGGCUCACCAAGUACCCGCUGCUGCUCAAGUCGGUGCUAAGGAAGACCGACGAGCCGCGCGCCAAGGAGGCCGUCGUCACCAUGAUCGGCUCGGUGGAGCGCUUCAUCCACCACGUGAACGCGUGCAUGCGGCAGCGACAGGAGAGGCAGCGGCUGGCGGCCGUGGUGAGCCGCAUCGACGCCUACGAGGUGGUGGAGGGCAGCAACGACGAGGUGGACAAGCUCCUGAAGGAAUUUCUACAUCUGGACCUGACAGCACCCAUCCCUGGCGCCUCCCCUGAGGAGACACGCCAGCUGCUGCUGGAAGGGAGCCUGAGGAUGAAGGAGGGGAAGGACAGCAAGAUGGACGUGUACUGCUUCCUCUUCACCGACCUGCUCUUGGUGACCAAGGCAGUGAAGAAGGCAGAGAGGACCAAGGUGAUCAGGCCACCACUGCUGGUGGAAAAGAUCGUGUGCCGGGAGCUUCGGGACCCUGGGUCCUUCCUUCUCAUCUACCUGAACGAGUUCCACAGUGCUGUGGGGGCCUACACGUUCCAGGCCAGCGGCCAGGCUUUGUGCCGUGGCUGGGUGGACGCCAUCUACGAUGCCCAGAGCCAGCUUCAGCAGCUGCGUGUGCAGGAGCACCCAGGCAGCCAGCAGCACCCGCAGAGCCUCGAAGAGGAGGAGGACGGGCAGGAGGACGAGGACGAGGAAGGAGGGGAGAGCAGCGCGUCGGCUGCCAGUUCCCCUACCGCCCUGCGCAAAAGCAGCAGCAGCCUCGACUCGCAGCGCUGUGUCUCGGAUGGCUCCACGGAGACCCUGGCCAUGGUGGUGGUGGAGCCUGGGGGGAUGCUGUCCUCUCCCGAGUUCGAGGGCGGCCCCUUCAGCUCCCAAUCAGACGAGACCUCUCUCGGCACCACCGCCUCGUCUGUUACGCCCACCAGCGAGCUGCUGCCCCUGGGCCCAGUGGAUGGCCGCUCCUGCUCUAUAGACUCCGCCUACGGCACCCUCUCCCCGACCUCCCUGCAAGACUUUAUGGCCCCGGCCCCUACGGUGGAGCCAGCACUCCGGCCCCCAGAGUCAUCGCGAGCCCCUUCACCCCCACCCUCGCCCCGCCUCCGCCGACGCACUCCUGUCCAGCUGCUGCCCUGUCUGCCCCACCUGCUCAAGUCCAAAUCUGAGGCCAGUCUCCUCCAGCUGCUGUCGGGGGCCACCACCCGUGGAGCGCCCCCAGCCCCUAGCCGCAGCCUGUCGGAACUCUGCUUGGCUGCUACCGUCCCUGGCACCAGGACUCAGGGCUCCCCUCAGGAAGCUGGGCCCAGCUGGGAUUGCCAGGGGGCACCAGGCCCUGGCAGUGGCCCCGAGCUGUCAGAGCUGGAGGGUGGAGCCGGCUGCCCAGCUGGGGAGCCCAAAGGACCCACCAGGAGGAGCAGAGAGCUGUCCUCGGGGGCCUCGCCCAGGGUCCAGCCUGAGCCCCCCCCAGGGACCUCUGCCCAGCACAGGAAGCUGACGUUGGCCCAGCUCUACCGAAUCAGGACCACCCUGCUGCUUAACUCCACCCUCACUGCCUCGGAGGUCUGAGCAGAGGGAGGCUCCCAGGGGUGCCACUGACCAAGGGACAGCAGACAGCACGCCUCCUGGGGUGUGCCGGCCCCUGCUCCAGCUGCUGCCUUAUGUGUGCCCCAGCCAGAGUGCUGGGCAGGACCCCUGCCACCGCCCCCAGGGCCCAAUUUGCACUUUGCCAGACUGGCUGGAAGUGGAGGAGGGCUUAGCAGAGGCCCAGGCUGCAGGGCCCUGUUACAGCCACCACUGUCACUAACCUGCCUGUGCCUCCACCCCCCAGCCUAGGCAAGGUCCCUUGCCCAAUACCCCCGGAGUCACCAGCUCCAAGCCUCUGGGCUGGGCUCCAGGGCUGGGAUCCCAGGCAGCCCUUCCCACCUCCACCCUCAUCUGGCCCCAAAUGGGACGGUUCCCCUGCCCUCGCCUCCCUCCCUCCCU